Psylliodes chrysocephalus is the source of this 780-nucleotide messenger RNA. The record is from the annotation of a GenBank genome assembly. NCBI's taxonomy places the organism in Eukaryota, Metazoa, Arthropoda, Insecta, Coleoptera, Chrysomelidae.
AUGGAAUUGGGGGAAAAAAGUAGAGAAAAUAAACUUGAUGAAUAUGAAAAUUUAAUUGAUGAAGCAUUAGAUAACGGAAUAUUAUUUAACUUCAUUGUUGAAGAAGAACAAAAAUUUGAUGAAUUUGGAAGAAGAGGAUUACUUAAACCAUUUAAAAAAAAGGAUGAUGCUAAAAAUCAUUUCUUAAACAAAAAACAGAAAAACGCAGAUCCCUCAACUGUUACUGCUAGUUUUUAUUUGCAAAAAGUUUUGACAACUCCUCAUGGAUCUAGUAUGUUAUUAGGAUUUUCUCGAAAAUAUGCUUGUUACAAUUUUACUAUUUAUGAAAAUGGAAGCGCAAAUGGUGGUUGUUAUUUUUGGGGUGAAAAGGAUGGCAAAAGAGUAGCUAAUGAAAUUUGUUCCCAUGUUUUUGCAUAUUUAUCGCAGUUAGACAGGACAGGAGACAAAGAAUGCGUUCAUUUUUUCUGUGAUAACUGUCCUGGCCAGAAUAAAAAUAAGCAAAUGAUAGCUAUGUUGAUACAUUUUUUAGGUAUAUCUAAAGUUGUUAAAAAUAUAACAAUAACAUAUUUAGUACCUGGUCAUACAUAUAUGCCAGUCGACAGCAUCCAUGCUAUCAUAGAAAAAAAGAUCAAGAAAAUGUUCAUACAAGUCCCGUCGGAAUGGCCUACUAUUUUACCUAAUGCUCGCAAGCCACCAUACGAAAUUAUUGCUACAAAAUAUUGUUCAAUCUUGGACUGGAAAGCUGUCACUUCCUCUAAAAAAUUAAGACACUCACGAUAA